Messenger RNA from Carassius auratus (goldfish), 6739 nucleotides. RefSeq names its product small G protein signaling modulator 1a (gene sgsm1a). The transcript is spliced from 25 exons. Gene Ontology annotation, biological process: activation of GTPase activity. The record is from RefSeq and is a predicted model, not a curated record. Bases 124 to 4236 code for a protein of 1370 amino acids. Gene Ontology annotation, molecular function: GTPase activator activity. Lineage: Eukaryota; Metazoa; Chordata; Actinopteri; Cypriniformes; Cyprinidae.
UGGCAGAAGUCACGUGAUCUCGCAGGAGCGCCUGCUGCCAGAAACAUUGAACUGCUUUGGCUUCAUCCAGACGAGUGUCAAGCGUCAGUGGAGUGGAGAGCGAGAGCGCGCAAUACUAUAAUCAUGACAUCCACAACAGCAGAAGCCGAAACCCGCCAGAGACUGCUGCGAAACGUGAAGAAGGAGGUCAAGCAGAUCAUGGAGGAAGCAGUCACAAGGAAGUUUGUUCAUGAAGACAGCAGCCAUAUUGUCUCAUUCUGUGCUGCUGUUGAAGCCUGUGUACUUCAUGGGUUGAAGCGGAGAGCUGCUGGUUUCCUACGAAGCAACAAGAUAGCUGCACUCUUCACCAAAGUGGGCAAAAGCUUCCCUCCAGCUGAGGAGCUGUGCAGAAAAGCCCAGGAGCUGGAGCUGGUCUUUGAAAGCAAACGAAGUCAGUCUAUCUCAUACAGUGAGAGCAAUCGUAAGAUGACCAAAGUCCCAAACUUCUCGCCUCAGGCUGUCAGACACUUGUGGAUCCACACUGCACUCAUUGAGAAAGUGCUGGACAAGAUCGUACUGUACCUGGUGGAAAACAGCAGUAAGUUUUACGAGAAGGAGGCUAUUCUAAUGGAUCCUGUGGACGGCCCUAUCCUCGCCUCUUUGUUGGUGGGCCCCUGUGCAUUAGAGUACACUAAAAUGAAGACGGCAGAUCAUUUUUGGACCGAUCCUUCAGCUGACGAGUUGGUGCAAAGGCAUCGUAUUCACAGUGGCCACUGUCGACAAGACUCACCCACAAAGAGACCUGCCCUCUGCAUUCAGAAAAGACACUCCAGUAGUAGUAUGGAUGAAAGGCCAUCGCCCUCCCCCUUCGCCAGAGACUACGUGGAGUCUCUUCAUCAGAAUUCCAGAGCAACCCUCCUGUUCGGCAAGAACAACGUACUUGUGCAGCCGAGGGAUGAUAUGGAAGCAAUCCCAGGGUACCUCUCUUUACACCAGACGGCUGACAGCAUGACUCUGAAAUGGACACCAAAUCAGCUUAUGAACGGGUCCAUGGGAGAUCUCGACUAUGAGACAAGUGUUUAUUGGGACUAUGCCAUGACAAUCCGUCUGGAGGAGAUUGUGUACUUGCACUGUCAUCAGCAGGUGGACUGUGGGGGAACAGUGGUUCUGGUUAGUCAGGAUGGGAUUCAAAGACCCCCACUUCGUUUUCCCCGUGGUGGUCACCUCCUACAGUUCCUCUCCUGUCUGGAAAAUGGUCUGCUGCCUCACGGUCAGCUAGACCCCCCACUUUGGUCCCAGAGAGGAAAGGGUAAAGUAUUUCCUAAGCUAAAGAAGAGAUGUCCACAGGGAUCCUCAGACUCUGUCUCAGACAAAGAAGAGGAAGAAGCAACAGAUUAUGUCUUCCGCAUUGUUUUCCCAAACAGGCAGUCAGAAUUUGCGGCUCCAGAAUUGAUCGAUCAGGGAGUAAACAUGUGGCACCCAACACCAAGGAAAUCAUCUUGCUCUUCCUGCUCACAGAGUAGUUUCUCUGAGGGAGCACUGCCUAAUGGAUGCAACCAUGAAAGGGCCCCUCUGAAGUUGCUGUGUGACAAUAUGAAGAACCAGAUCAUCUCCCGAGCUUUCUAUGGAUGGCUGGCAUACUGUCGUCACCUGUCCACGGUACGCACUCACCUGUCUGGCCUUGUCAAUCACACUAUUGUGGAACCAGAUGUGCCCACUGAUGCCUAUGCUGGGCUCACAACAGAAGUGUGGCAGAAGUUUCUUGAAGACUGCAGUACCUAUGAGGAGAAGGAUUUACUGAGGCUAGUUUAUUUCGGUGGAGUUGACCCUACUUUGCGAAAGGAAGUCUGGCCUUUCCUGCUGGGUCAUUACCAAUUUGGGAUGUCUGAGGCUGAGAGAAAAGAGGUGGAUGAUCAGAUGCGAGCUUGCUACGAGCAGACAAUGAGUGAAUGGCUAGGGUGCGAGGCCAUUGUUAGGCAGAGAGAAAAAGAACAGCACGCUGUGGCGUUAGCCAAGUGUUCGUCUGGGGCGAGUACAGACAGCACCACACAAAGAAUAAUGCACCGUGACUCCACCAUCAGUAAUGAGUCCUCGCAGAGCUGUAGUUCAGGCAGGCAAAGAGAUUCCAGGCUGCAGAGCGACUCCAGCAGCAGUACUCAAGUGUUUGAGUCUGUUGAAGAAGUCGACCAGAUUGAGUCUGAACCCAAGAGUGAAGACAUGAAACAGGUUUCCAAAAUCUCAAAUGGAACACCCCAAAAUGGCACCAGUUCCCCAGACUCUGGUCACCCCUCUUCCAGAAACUUCUCUGUUACUUCCGGUCAGUCGGACUCCUUGAGCACAGAAGACAGUGGGAUACAUGACCCAAGCCUUAAAGUGCAGCUACAGCUAGCAGUAUCAAAGGAAAGGUUUGAAAGUUCAUCUGGAGAGGAAGGAAAGCUGACUGAGGAAGGUGAGACCAAAUCGGUUGGGAAACUAGGUGUGAGAGACUAUAGUAAAAUUGAGGUUAACAAAGUGUUGUCUUUGGAUGCAGUUGGGACAAAAUCAGAGAGAAGCAAGAAAGCCACAGAGAGCUCCGAUAAAAGGGCAGAGGUCGAGACAGGGGAGUUGAAAACAGCUCGAGAUGCUUUUGAGGCUCCUUCAGCAGCUCACAGCCAAAUGACCGAAAUAGAAGUGGGCGAAUCUCCAGAGAGAACUUUGACAUCAAAAAUUGAAGCAUUGGCAGAGCAAACUGAGUCAAAUAUUCCCAAAGCAACAGAGGCCGUGGACUCGACUCCUCCAGAGCCGAAGAUGAAUGAGAAUCAGGUAAAUGUGGACAUUGAAAGGUCCCACAUGGGAAUUAAAGAUAUUAGAGCAAUCCAAGAGAAUCCUUUGGUAACAAAAGAUCAUAAAUUAUCAGAUGCACUUGUGCAGAAGAAGGUUGUAGCUGAAACACCGGUGUCUAUUUCAAAGGACGAUGAUACAGAGGAAGAAACGGCAAAAACCAAUGAAACAAGCCAAGAUAAAGACUCCAAGACAUACUUAGAUGAUGCCAACAAUAUUAGUGGCACACAAAUAGCUUUAAGACCAGGUGAUGAGAAAGAGAAGACGACUAUGAAGACCAGUGAUUUACCCAAUGAAGCUGGAACGGCAGCAUCGGUACUCCCAAAAACCACUGGUAAAGAGAAAAUAGAAGAGAAAGUUGUUAUUAUGAGGACCACACACAAAGAUAUGCAGAGAAAUGCUCCAGUAGUUGAGGAGAUGGUGGUUCCUUUGGUGCAUGAAGCUUUUAGCACAAGAGAGAUGGGUGAACAUGAUGCAACUGAGUCCGACGAGUCUCCCUCUGCCAUUGAAAUGGAAGAAAUUCCUAUAGCUAAAGUGUCCAUGGCCUGGGAAAGGAAGAGUUCACCCAGAAGCAAGGGUAAUGAGCAGGCAGCUGUACCUAUAUUGGAACUCAGGCUGGAGGAAGCUCAUGGAAAGCCCAGCUCUGAUGGAAUGAAUUCUGAGGAGCCGGAGAUGGAGAGUCUUUGCCCACAGCUUGAUUCACUGGCUGUGAACACUACGAUUGAAGCUAUCUCUCCAGUUUCCUCUAUAGGCACCACUUAUUCUCAAGAGCUUUUGGACAUGUACACUCUAAAUCUGCACCGCAUAGAUAAAGACGUGCAGCGCUGUGACCGAAAUUACUGGUACUUUACACCUGCUAACUUGGAGAAACUGCGCAAUAUCAUGUGCAGUUAUAUCUGGCAGCACCUGGAAAUUGGAUAUGUCCAGGGCAUGUGUGACCUGCUCGCUCCCUUGUUAGUUAUUCUAGAUGAUGAGGCCAUGGCUUUCAGCUGUUUCACUGAACUAAUGAAAAGGAUGAAUCAAAAUUUUCCUCAUGGAGGUGCGAUGGACACCCACUUUGCCAACAUGAGAUCUCUUAUCCAGAUCCUAGACGCAGAGCUGUUUGAGCUCAUGCAUCAGAAUGGAGACUACACCCACUUCUACUUCUGCUAUCGCUGGUUUCUUCUUGACUUUAAAAGAGAGUUGGUGUAUGAUGAUGUGUUCGCUGUUUGGGAGGUCAUCUGGGCUGCUAGGUGUGUUUCCUCCAGCCAUUUCGUGCUCUUCAUUGCUCUUGCAUUGGUGGAGAUUUACAGAGACAUCAUUCUAGAAAACAAUAUGGACUUCACAGACAUCAUCAAGUUUUUCAAUGAAAUGGCUGAGCAUCACAAUAUCAAGCAUAUUCUGACCCUGGCUCGAGACCUGGUGUGCAAAGUGCAAACACUUAUAGAGAACAAGUGACUCUGAAGCCGCUCACCUCUGUUGUUUAUCGUGUUGACAGUGCAACCCAUCAGCCCUUGCUACAAAACAACAAGAAACAUUUGGCCAAAGCUUAAUGAGCUUCAAGUAUAUAGUAACAUUUGCAGUGCCAAAAAUCUGGAAUUGGAAUUAGUCAGUGCACAAUUUUUAGCAGAGUCAUCUGGCUCUUUAAUCAGGUUUUACUGAACAUCAUAAUACAUAAAAUGUUCUAAGCCGAUGCUGCUAAUGAGUGGUCAUUCACUGUUAGACAUGGAUUUUUAUCCUGUGUCUAAAAUGCAGUCAGGAUUACCAAUUACUAGUGACUCAUAGGCUCUAUUCCAAAACCUAGUGCGCUCUCUUGCUGUCUGCUGCCUACUGCUUACAUAAACUGAAAUUGAACAUCAUACAUGACUGAUUUGUUUCUAAUUGGAUUCCAGUAGGAUUUGGUUAUAUGAUACUCAUCCAGUACACACACACACACACACAUACUGGGUAGAAUAGUCCGAUUUAAACAUUUAUUGAUACUUUUUUUGGUGAAAACAAGUAUUUAUAAACAUUUUCUUCAUUCAUAUGAUGCUGCCUUAGAAUUUGACCAAAAGAACAUAUCAUAGAAAACAGCAUAAUGUUGCAGAAGUGUGCCUAUGAUGCCUUAAAAUGCUGCCUAUGUAAGCAGCUCACUAGGUUUUGAAACAAGAGCAAUAAAAGUUCAGGAGUUCAGGUCAGGUGCAUUUUACUGCUAAGAGGUGGUCAACACUAGAUUUCAUGUUCCGUUCACUUUCACAUAUAAGGAGUGUGCUUAUUCUGUACAGACCACUGUUUGUGAUCAGUCUGAUUUUUUAAUUACUCCUGUCUGCAUUGUCACACGAUCUUUCAGAAAUCAAGAAACAUUUCUUAAUUAUGAAUAAUGUUGAAAACAGUCGUGCUGUUUAACAUUUUGUGGAAAAUAUUAUUUGAUUAACAGAACAUUGUUUAUGUUAAAUAUAACUAUUUUGUAACAUUAUAAAUGUUUUUACUGUCAAAUUUGAUACAUUUAAUUCUUUCUUUGUUUAAGUAUUAAUUUUCCUUUAAAAAAGGAACUUUUCUACAGUAGUAUAUUUAUAGAGUUUCAUCUUGCACUACAUACAAACUUAAAUUAAAAAUAUGUUUGAUUUGUAAUGCCAUUGGAAACUGUAGUAGAUUUAUAGAUGUUUAUAUAUUUCCUUUUAUUUAUCAUUUAUUAAAAACAGAACCCUGAGAGCAUGAUAUUUGUUACAGUGUUACAUCUAAAAUAAAUAGGGAUCAUUAUACAUCGCCUAAAAUCUAGUAUGACCGCCGUCUUAAGGCUGUGGUAUGACCUGCACACUUUAUUAGUAUUCUGAUGUGCCACAUUCAAUAUUAUGUAGAAUGUCCUGUGUACAGCUGUAGCAGUAGAUGGCGCUGUGCUUUCAGUCGACUGACCUUUUGCAUGCGUUUUUGUACCCUGCUUAAUUCCAUGUCAGUGUCUUUACUGUGAGCUGUUUCACUAAAUCAGAUCAGGCUAUUGUAUCACACAGUAUAUUAUAGGACAAUACCAAGGAAUGCAUCUAGGUAUUAGAUUAAGAAAAGAGAAAAAACAUCCGGUAAUUGUGUAUUUCUUCUCUUUGUGUUACAGAACUGAAUAAUGAUUUGGGUUUUCCUUCGGUUUAUGUAAUGAGUCAGUGCUGUGUUUCAAUGCAUUGGUGUCAUGUUUGCUAUCACCUUAUUAAUAUCUGCCAUUAUUUGAUUCUUGUGUCGGAGUGUGUGUGCAUGUGGACCAAGACAACUCAUAAUCACUAGUGCAAGGCCUUGUCUGCUUGAUGUAUUCUUGCUGUUUGUGGACUGUAUAGAAAAACACAUGCUAUAUUUAUUAUAUAGAGAGAAUCUAUAUUAUUAACUUUGAUGUUGUUGCCUACAUGGUUCUCAGAAUGGACACUAAUAUUGACACAAAGAAAUGAAAAUCAUCAGUGCUCUUAUUUAUUUUUCAUUAUAAAAUUGUUGUAUAAAAUGUACAUUGUGUUUCUUCAUCCUCUAGUCACUCUCCUCUGCUUUAGCUCUUAUAUUAUAGUACCUGAUCAUGAUGUAUUGAUCCUAUGAUCAAACCAGCUACAGGUCAGAAACCUUGGGUUGAUCAGGUGUAUCCACAAUGAGGUGCAAUCGCAAAAUGUUUUGAAUCCCAAGUAUCAUUCUUUAUGUAUCUGAUCUGUGGCACAGGGAUAAAAAUGACCAUUUAGGCAAGAAUAGUAAAGCAAAAUCAUUAUCAUGUAUUCAUGUAUUCAUGUAUUCCAGACUCUUGUGUUUAUUCUAAAAGGAGGAAAAAAAAUUAUAAUUUGUAAUGUGUUGUUACACAUUUAUUUACAACUGAAUGUAUGCAGUUUGUCUGUUUUUUAUGUGAAUGUUAUUACUGCACUGUGGUCAUUUACUACAAAGUGUUACAUUCUAAAUAUAUAUUAAAUGGUAAAUGUACCUAUUUUUAAAAAAACUCUAAAUAAAAUGGAAUUGUUCUUAUUUU